AUGACAAGAAUCGUUUUCCUUUUGUUCAUUUUGGCCACAUGGACUGCUUUGGCAAACUGUGCACGCCCUCAUGUUCAGCCUUUAAAUCCAGAAACAGAUGAAAUGAGAUCUUCAACUGCACCAUCAACCUCACCAUCAAGCCCAGAUUGCACGAAGGCGAUUUAUGCAAUGUCAGAUUGCAUCCCUUUUUUGAGUGAAGGAAUUCAAACCACAUCGCCGGAACGUUCAUGCUGCUCUGGAUAUGAAACUGUUGUCAAAAGUGGUCCUGUUUGCGUAUGUCAAUCCUUUGAGGGUACUGCUGCCAUGGGUAUCCGUUUGAAUAUGACAAAGGCCAUGACUCUUUCUUCAGCUUGUGGGAUCAAGAAUGCUCCUCCCCUAGAUAAUUGUAAUGUUCCUAUGCCUCCUGGUACUGCUCCUGCAAUGUCUCCAAAAUGGGGGAGUCCAUCUCCAAAAUCACAUCCGAAGUUCAAUAUAGUUCCUGCACCCUCAGUUGUCAAAGCUCCUAUACAAUCUCCAGCACCAUCUCCAAGCUCGGGAGCGUAUUCAAUAUCUGCUAAACUUGCCCUUACUGCUCUUAAUAUGCUCGGUGCUGCAUUGUUGUUAUGA
This is a messenger RNA of Fragaria vesca subsp. vesca, 606 nucleotides long. Its product is annotated as non-specific lipid-transfer protein-like protein At5g64080-like. The coding region runs from base 1 to 606 and encodes 201 amino acids. Lineage: Eukaryota; Viridiplantae; Streptophyta; Magnoliopsida; Rosales; Rosaceae. The transcript is spliced from 3 exons. The record is from RefSeq and is a predicted model, not a curated record.